Messenger RNA from Trematosphaeria pertusa, 1059 nucleotides. RefSeq lists its product as uncharacterized. Lineage: Eukaryota; Fungi; Ascomycota; Dothideomycetes; Pleosporales; Trematosphaeriaceae. The record is from RefSeq and is a predicted model, not a curated record. The coding region runs from base 296 to 910 and encodes 204 amino acids. The transcript is spliced from 2 exons.
CAAUCCCGCAUUCACGCGCUUCCUAAUACCCAGCGGCCUCGAGCAACGAUCACGUCACAGCAUAUGCUUCUUCAUUCCCAGGUUCAACUUUCACAGUCUCUCGGGGAGGACAUCACGGAUAAACAUUGGCUGGUUCUUUCAGUGUAACGCAUUCAUCGUGAAUACAAAAUCCGGCUCCAAGCCUCGAUGACCACGGCCGACAACCUGCUAGAGUCUACGACAUCAACUACGGUGUAUUGGCAGCACACAUCUAUCACGGUUCUUCAUCUCCUCACCCUAUAUCGAAAAGCCCACAAUGCAGGAAGCCUACGCUGAGAAAUCAGGAAGAGGCGCUGAGAAACCAGGCAGGGGCACCCAGCAGACAGACGCCCACGCGCACGGUCUCCGCUGCCUCGCCGCCAUUCGGAACUCCGCCAAAUCCACCCCAGUGUUCCGCAUCCUCGAAAGCAGCACCAACCCCAUCGACCGCGACAUGGAGCUCUUCCUCUUCCGCGAGAUCGCCUCUGGCCGCUCUGCCUCCGAAAUCGCGCGCGAGCUCUCCUACGGCGGCAUCUACAACGUGUGCAGGCAGUUUCCAGGCGCGUUCACGUAUCUGCAUGCGGGCAGGCCAAGGCUUACGGAGGAUAAGAUCCUCAAGCAUAUGUAUUGGAGGCUGGCGAAGUGGCCCUCGUGGCCGACGAGCUGGGAGAAGAGGUUGAUCAGGGGGACGAGCUUGGAGGAGGUGGCGUGGUGUUUGCAUGAGGGGACUUGGGAUGAGCCAGAGUGGGGAAGGGCGCAGGAGAGACGGAGGGAGAAGUGGAGGGGUCCAGGGUAUACGGAUAAGAGGGGCGAGUGUUGUCAUGGGAGGAAGACGAAAGAGGAUUUCGGAUGCAGUGGGCUUUCGUGGCUUUGUGGCGGGGACUCGGGAUGAGAUGUGACUGGAACUAGGCUUCUGAAAUUUGAUAAGUGGCUGAGUGGAAUGUGAGUGUCGGAACCCGCGUGUGACGCAGAGUCCAUGUAAGAGUCACGCUCAUAGUAUGGUCAGUGCUUCAACGCUAUAUUCCAAGGUUCCUCUUCACA